Messenger RNA from Symbiodinium sp. CCMP2456, 361 nucleotides. The record is from the annotation of a GenBank genome assembly. NCBI's taxonomy places the organism in Eukaryota, Dinophyceae, Suessiales, Symbiodiniaceae.
AUGGCCGUGUUGCCGACUGAGCUGAAGCCGAUUGCGGUGAAUGCCACGCCCCUCGACAUUGCAGAGGUCUUCCGGGAAAAGGCGGACUGGAGCGAGUUGGGUGCCUUCACCUCCCCCGCCGACGAAGAUGUCAGCUUUCGGAUUCGGGCGCUACUGGCGCAAGUUCACGUCUCGAGAAGGGCUGGCUGGCAACAGUUCCUUGCGAAGCGGCAGGCUUGGCCACGCCGCACCUGGGAGCUCCGCAAGGGCGCGGCGUUGCCGCAGGGGCAGGUGCCACCAAUGCUGAACCCCCUGCGACCUCGAGUGGGGUUGAGGGUGCCAAGAAGCUGCUGGGAUGGCGAGUGGUUUCCCCAAGAUUGCU